AUGGACCCCGCAGACCCCGUUAAAGCAGCUCUGGGAAAACAGGGUGCAAUUAUUGCCGAACACACCAAUGCUUUGCGGUUUCUAGGUGAACAGCAGGCUAUUACUAAUCAGCGUCUUGAGCAUCUUAACAAGUUACUCGAGGCUGCGCCAGUUUCCUCCUCGGUUUCCCCGGCCUUAUCCGCUCCUUCUCCAGUUCCGGGUGAGGGAGCGGCUUCUGCGAAUGUAACCACCAACACGGUCGCUGCAGCGGCAGUGUUCUGGGAUGCCGCACCGCCCUCUCCUGAGCCUUUCAAGGGAGAGGAUCUCGCAGAACAUAAGGUUCAUGUCCGCCAAGUACUACAGAGGCUACUGGAGAAUCGUGUGUACGUGAAAGCUGAAAAGUGUGAGUUCCAUGUGCCUUCCAUUGCAUUCCUCGGCUACAUUUUUGAGGGUGGGCAGGUGAAGACGCACCCAGAAAAAAUCAAGGCAGUGGCGGAAUGGCCGAGGCCAAAUACUCGCAAACAACUACAGCGCUUCUUGGGAUUUGCAAACUUUUACCGGAGGUUCAUCAGGAAUUACAGCCAGCCUCGGUCAGAGUUACAGUUUGUGGUUGAAGUGGAUGCUUCUAGCUCUGGGGUGGGUGCGGUGUUGUCCCAACGAACUGGUCCUGAGGGUACAAGAAAUGUUAAACCAGAUGCCCUGUCUCGUCAGUUUGCUCCCAAGGGGGACUCUACAGAUGUGGCUCCCAUUCUGCCCUCUACGUGCACGGUUGGUGGUCUUUCUUGGGAGGUGGAGGAUGCUAUUCAGCAGGGCCUUCAGGCGGCCGAGACUACAACAACCACUGAAAACUCAACAACCACAGCUGCCGAGACAACGACCACAGCGGACGAUACAACAACCACAGCUGCCGAGACUACAACCACAGCUGCAGACACAACGACCACAGGGGCUGAGACCAAAAACACAGUGGCUGAGACAACAACCACAGCGGCCGAGACAACAACCACAGCGGCCGAGACUACAACAACAGCAGCUGAGACUACAACCACAGCUUCAGACAAAACAACUACGCCGGCAGACACAACGACCACAGCGGCGGAAAUUAAAACCACAGCGGCCGAGACAACAACCACAGUGGCCGAGACCACAACAACCACAGUGGCAGACACAACAACCACAGCUGCAGACACUGUAACCACAGUGGCGGAGACUGCAACCACAGCUGCGGAGACUACAACCACAGCAGCCAAGACUACAUCCACAUCUGCCAACACCAUAACCACAUCUGUCGAGACUACAACAACAGCGGCCGACACUACAACAAUAGCAGCCGAGACCACAACCACAUCUGCCGGGAGCACAACCACAUCUGCCGGGACCACAAGCACAGCUGCAGACACAACAGCCACAGCGGCCAAAACUACAACCACAGCAGCCAAAACUACAACCACAGCGGCCAAAACCUCAACCACAGUGGCCGAAACUACAACCACAGCGGCCGACACUACCACCAUAACUGUCAACACCACUACCACAGCCACCGAGACUACAACCACAGCUUCCGUCUCAACAACUACAGCUCCCGAAAUAACAACAGCAGCCAAUACAAGCACAGCUGCCGUGUCAACAACCACAGCUGCCAUAACAAUAACAACUUCCAUAACAGCAAAUACAUUUGCUGAAACAACAACCUCAGCAUCCGAAACAGCAACUACAGCUCCUAAAAUAACAACCGCAGUGGCCAAAACAAUAAUCACAGCUUCUGAGACUACAAGUACAGUGGCUGAGACUACAACAACACCUGCCAGAAUCACAACCACAGCAGUCUCUCCAACCACAGUAGCUGACUCAACAACCACAGUGACCAAGAUAACGACCAUAGGGGUCGAGACAACAACCAAAGCAGCAGCAAUAACCAGAGCUACUACAAAGAGAUACGUCAUCUUCAGAUCCCUUCAGAGCAGUUUUACAGAGGACUUGUUGAAUCAAUCAUCUGCAGCCUUCAACAGUCGAUCUUCUUCAAUAAAGGAACAGAUUGAACCUGCUUACAGGCUUGCGUUCCCUUCUGUCUUUGUCUCUCUGGCCGUGGUGGCGUUCAGGCAGGGAUCAGUCGUCAACACCAUGGAACUCCAGUUUGUAAACUCAUCUGUUCCUAAUGACACUCAGAUCAAGGAUGUUUUGAUUAGUAUGACUUUAAAAGUCAAGGGCUUUGACAUAGAAAAUUCAACCAUUUCAGUCAGUGACACAUCUGCAGCAACAACUACCACAGUUACCCCAUCAACAACCACACCGGCAGAAACAGCCAUCACACCUGCAGGAACAAAUACCACAGCAGCUCCAACCACUAUGACAACUGAGAAAACAACUACUGCACCUGUUCAAGUUUUUCUGUUUUUACAGUUCCUUGAACCAUAUGUACCUGAACUCAAUGACCCCAGCAGCAGUGUGUACAAAGAUCGCGAAAGACGGGUUAAAGAGACGUGUGAUAGAGUAUACCACCCAAAAUUUCCUUACUACAUUGGUGCCAUUCUGAUUAAGUUCAGUGUUGUUACAGUCCAAACACGAGUGGAUAGAACUGAGGCAAAGGUGGAGCUUGUGUUCAAUCAAACAGCUCCCAAUGCAAAAGUCCCAGAGAAGAAUGUCAUUGUUCAGACUUUAAAAGAUGCUAUUCAGAAUUCCAGCAUCAAUUUCACCAUCACCAUAUUUCCUGACACAGUAUCAGUAACUUCUGUUCCUGUCAAUGUCACGACUGCUGCACCAGCAACUACCAAUUCCACGACUGCUGCACCAGCAACUACCAAUUCCACGACUGCUGCACCAGCAACUACCAAUUCCAUGACUGCUGCACCAACAACUGCCAGUUCCACUAUGGUUGCACCUACAGCUUCCCUACCUGCAACUGCUAUAUCUGCAUCAACUGCAACUUCGGGUGGAGCACCUCACAAGAUUAGUCCCAGCACUGCUUUCAUCUUGGUGCUGUUGUUAUGGCUUCUACCAAGUCAGUAAUAGUAUCUGUGCUGUUUCCAUGUGGAUGACCAAGCAAACAACUCUGCCAAGUUGAACUCUUUCACUGAUAUAAAAAAAGGGAUUUGAGGUACUUUAAGAUAUUCCCAUCCAGUUUUUUUCUACUGGGUAAAGCAAAAUCCUGAUGACUUACAUGUGUUAAGGCGUGUUUUUUUGCUUGUGAAGGAAUGAGUCAGAAACACUUUAGCCCUCAUGCAAAAGAAUUUAUAUAUAUAUUGAAGAAUCAGAAAAAUCACAUGUACAUGGAUCCUCUCAGCUCGGAAAAUCGCAGUCUGCAAGCAGUUAGCUGCAACCAACCUUACUGAGAAGAGUACUUCCUCUAAGCUAACCUAACUUUUUAUUUCACUGCUACUCCACAACCCUAUUGGUUCAAAAAGGCAUCACCAGCUGAGCUAAUGCACAUGAUCCCACCCAAUUGUCAGGUAACAUCCCCCUUAACUUACCAUCCCCACAUAGCCACCAGCAAGGGCGUAACUUUGGGUCCAACAUUGGGGGGAUUAAGCUCUCUGCCUAUUUAUCUAUUUAUUUAUUAAAUCGUUUACUUUUCUAAAAGGAUUCAGGAGAUUUUGGGUUAAUUAGAAAUGUAUUAGA
Archocentrus centrarchus (flier cichlid) is the source of this 3594-nucleotide messenger RNA. Its product is annotated as mucin-5AC-like. The record is from RefSeq and is a predicted model, not a curated record. The coding region runs from base 1 to 2985 and encodes 994 amino acids. The transcript has 12 exons. Lineage: Eukaryota; Metazoa; Chordata; Actinopteri; Cichliformes; Cichlidae.